Messenger RNA from Oryza sativa Japonica Group (Japanese rice), 1667 nucleotides. RefSeq names its product cytochrome P450 716A1. Gene Ontology annotation, molecular function: iron ion binding; oxidoreductase activity, acting on paired donors, with incorporation or reduction of molecular oxygen; heme binding. Gene Ontology annotation, biological process: sterol metabolic process. The record is from RefSeq and is a predicted model, not a curated record. Lineage: Eukaryota; Viridiplantae; Streptophyta; Magnoliopsida; Poales; Poaceae.
AUAGUAGGAUUAACCAAUGUACUAGCCAGCCACUGGCUAAACGCCUAGUUGUGAAGAGAGAACGAGGCUGAUCCAAGAUCCAUGGACGCUUCUGCGAUGCUGGUAGCUCUACUAACCAUCCUCGCCACCGCCGCCGCCGCCGCCGCCGCCGCCGCCGUGGCGUCGUCGUCGCUGCGCCGCCGCAAGAAUCAGCCUCCGGGCUCCCUGGGCCUCCCCGUCGUCGGCCACACCCUCGCCCUGCUCCGCGCCCUCCGCUCCAACGCCGCCGAGGACUGGCUCCGCCGCCGUGCCGCCGCCUACGGCCCCGUCUCCACGAUCUCCCUCUUCGGCCGCCCCACGGCGUUCCUCGCCGGCGCCUCCUGCAACAAGCUCCUCUUCUCCAGCGACAAGCUCGCCGCCAUGAGCAGCGCCUCCUUCCUCCGCAUGGUCGGCCGCCGCAACAUCCGCGAGGUGGCCGGCGACGACCACCGCCGCGUCAGGGCCAUGAUGGCCCGCUUCCUCAGGCUCGACGCCGUCAAGAACUACGUCUCGGCCAUGGACGACGAGGUCCGCCGCCACCUCCGCGCCGAGUGGGGCGGCCGCGCCGCCGUCGCGGUGAUGCCGUCGAUGAAGUCGCUGACGUUCGACGUCAUGUGCACCGUGCUGUUCGGGCUGGAGAGGCGGGGCGACCACGCCGCCGUGAGGCGUGAGCUCUCGUCGGAGUUCCAGCAGCUGGUCCGGGGGAUCUGGGCCGUCCCGGUGAACCUCCCCUUCACCACCUUCGGCAAGUGCCUCGCCGCGAGCCGGCGCGGGCGGCGCGCCGUGGCGUGGAUCGUGGAGGAGAGGCGGCGAGCGAUGCCGCGUGGCGGCGGCGGCGGCGGCAGCGCGGGCGACCUGGUGACGCACAUGCUGGCCGAGGGGAUGGACGAGGAGGAGAUCAUCGACAACGUCGUGUUCCUGAUGGUGGCGGCGCACGACACCACCGCCGUGCUCCUCACCUUCCUCCUCCGCCACCUCGACGGCAACCGGGCGGCCUACGAGCGGGUCGCGGCGGAGCAGGAGGCGAUCGCGGCGCAGCGGCGGCGCAGGGGAGGCUCCGGCUCCGCCCUGACGUGGGACGACCUCGCCGGGAUGAGGUACACGUGGGCGGCGGCCAUGGAGACGCUGCGGAUGGUGCCGCCGACGUUCGCGAACAUGAGGAAGGCGGUGGCCGACGUCGAGGUCGGCGGCUACGUGAUACCCAAGUGGUGGCAGGUGAUAACCGCGGCGACGAUGACGCACCUGGACCCGACCAUCUUCCCGGACCCCGGCAGGUUCGAGCCGGCGAGGUUCGAGGCGGCGGCGGCGAAGUCGGCGCCCCCGCCGUUCAGCUACGUGCCGUUCGGCGGCGGCGCGCGCGCGUGCCCCGGGAACGAGUUCGCGAGGGCGGAGACGCUGGUGGCCAUGCACUACAUCGUCACCGGGUUCAGGUGGAGGCUCGCCGCCGGCUGCGACGGCGGCUUCUCCAGGCACCCGCUGCCGUGUCCAAACCAGGGCCUCCUCCUCGACAUCGAGCCCAAAGAAUACAAUGAAUUGUGCUGAAUUGUAAUAAUUGUAUAAUGCAUUUUAAUCAAAGAUUGUGAUGAAAAUUACAUUGUAUACUUAUUAGAAAACCCAUUCUACUAUAAUCUAGGCGUCAUUUCGAUUCA